AUGACCGACCUGGAGGUUCAUCCCUACCCCCAUCGACCUUUGAGUGGCAAGCAUGAUCCAGGCCUCUGGUCGCCGACGUGGUCGAGGAAUUGGAUCGAUACUAAGAUUCUGACUAUACGGAGAUGCUCCUUCAAAGUACCCAAGUUUGGUAGGCGCAACUGCCGCUUUAGAGGUUGGAUGUCUGAUCCAAACCGCAAGGGGAUGCAAAAUGCCAAUGGGUAG
Messenger RNA from Plenodomus lingam JN3, 222 nucleotides. RefSeq lists its product as uncharacterized. NCBI's taxonomy places the organism in Eukaryota, Fungi, Ascomycota, Dothideomycetes, Pleosporales, Leptosphaeriaceae. The record is from RefSeq and is a predicted model, not a curated record.